Molecule: messenger RNA, 2243 nt
Organism: Cuscuta europaea
Lineage: Eukaryota; Viridiplantae; Streptophyta; Magnoliopsida; Solanales; Convolvulaceae
Source: the annotation of a GenBank genome assembly
UUACCCUGGUGAAUGAUUGCGCCAUUUCAUUCAAUUUGUCGCCGGAUCAGAACAGUUGAAUACGGAUUGAUUUCAGAUUUUGAGAUUGUUUUGCGAAGUGGGGCUCGAUUUAUUUUCUUAGCAAGCGGAUUCGGAGUUUUUCAUUGGAAUUGAUGUGUUGGUGAGGAAAAGGGGAUGAGGGAUGAGAGGUGAAGCGGGAGGAGGAGAACAAUGACUGCUGGCGGGUCAUCUGGUCUUCGUUCUUCUGGUAGUUAUGGUUCUUUGCAGAUACAUCAAUUCCAGAACGGUUCCUUCUCAAUCCAAACCUCACCACUUAUACCACCCCCAAGAAAACCACCUAAGAUGUUUAAGGAGAAGGAAGGUUUGUUUCAUUGGAUCUUCAAAUUCGCGCCUCGUAGGAAGAUUGGAAUGCUACUCUUGUGUGCUGUUUCUGCUGCUGUUUUUGUUUUGGUCUUGUUUGUUGGCAAAGGUGAAGAUUCUCCUCCAGGGCUUGAAAUGCGCAGCAUCAACAUUAACAGUACACUUAAAAGCAGAAACUUUUUUACAGAACGUGAAGAACACAGUAUUCACCAAAUUGUGUCAACUGAACAUAGAAAAAAUGGAAGAACUGCGUCCACUAAUCACCCCCCACCUCCCCCCGUGUAUUUUAUGGGAUAUACCCUCCCCCCUGGGAAUCCUUGUGAAGGUUUUACAUUACCACCACCACCAGCAGAUAAGAAAAGGACUGGACCACGACCAUGUCCAGUCUGCUAUCUUCCUGUUGAAGAAGCUAUUGCAUUAAUGCCAAGUGCACCUUCGUUUUCUCCUGUCAUUAAGAAUUUAACUUAUAUACAUGAAGAAAAUUUGAACAAGAGUGAGUUUGGAGGUUCGGAAUUUGGUGGUUAUCCUUCACUGAGCCAGAGAGAUGAUUCCUAUGACAUAAGGGAGUCAAUGAGUGUGCACUGUGGAUUUGUCAAAGGAACCAGACCUGGGCAUGGGACAGGCUUUAACAUUGAUGAUUCUGAUCUUGAUGAGAUGGAAACCUGUCAAGGUGUGGUGGUUGCAUCAGCAAUAUUUGGGGCAUUUGACGUAAUACAUCAGCCGGCGAAUAUAAGUGAAUAUGCGAAAAGAAAUGUCUGCUUUUAUAUGUUUGUGGAUGAGGAGACCAAAACAUUUCUAAGAAAUUCACGUGAUCUUGAUAGUAGUGGUAAAAUUGGAUUGUGGAGAAUCGUUGUAGUCCAUAACCUACCUUACAGCGAUUCAAGGCGCAAUGGAAAGGUUCCAAAGCUCUUACUUCAUCGGCUUUUCCCAAAGGCCCGAUAUUCUAUGUGGAUUGAUGGAAAACUUGAACUGGUUGUGGAUCCUUAUCAAAUUCUUGAGAGAUUCUUGUGGAGGAAAAAUGCCAGCUUUGCAAUUUCCAAGCACUAUAGGCGUUUUGAUGUGUUUGUGGAAGCAGAAGCUAAUAAGGCAGCAGCAAAGUUUGACAAUUCCUCCAUCGACUUCCAGAUUGAGUUUUACAAAAAAGAAGGCCUUACUCCAUUUUCCUCCUCCAAAUUCCCAAUCACAAGUGAUGUUCCGGAGGGAUGUGUGAUUGUUCGCGAACAUGUUCCAAUCUCUAAUCUCUUCACCUGCCUCUGGUUCAAUGAAGUUGACCGUUUCACCCCCAGAGACCAGAUUAGUUUCUCAACUGUGAGGGACAAGAUCAGGUCAAAGACGAAUUGGACUGUAAAUAUGUUUCUUGACUGUGAAAGACGCAACUUUGUUGUUCAGGGUUACCAUAGAGAUAUUCUUGAACAAUGGGCCCCACCGCCUCCACAUGGUCAUCCUCCGCCACUGCCACCGCCUACUCUUCUGCGGGGGGAAAUGCUCAUGAAGACUUCAAGUAAUAAUGGACUGGGUGGUAGAAAGAGUCCACCAAGGCGGAGGGAGAGGAGACCGAGACGCCACCGGAAGUCGUUGCCUGAAGUGAGGACUUAAGUCAGGACACAAUUUUGUUGAGCAAAUUCAGAGACUAGACUAUUUAUAUAUUCUUUCCUGCCUUUCCUGUCAAAAUUAUUCAUGCAGGGUCCGAUCUAGGAAUGUGUGCAAUAUAUAUGUUGCAAUGUUGUUUCCCACAAGGCUGAAUCAUUUGUUUUUCUUUUAUAGAUUUAUUAGAAAAUUUAUAUUUUUGUUGUAUAUAUAUAAUCAGAGAUUCAAUAAUUUUGAUACGAGGUCCGCCUCAACUUGGAUUACUAUUUUCGAAUGUAUGUUCAUCAUGCAAUUAU